UUGUUGUCAAACGUCAAAACACAUCAACGUGCUUCAGAAUUGUGUUGUACGGCACGCGUGUUUACUUGUAAUUUCAGUUCAUUAAUUAUCAGAAGAUUCGAACAAAUAUGAAGAAAAAAGGUCGCCGUAACAAGAAAAACUCUAAGGUGAAAACAGUCGCUCCUAUUCUGGAGGAACCAUCGGCAGUGAAAAACGCCCCACACACGUUCGUUAUCCAUCGAGGUGAGAGAUGUGCUUCCGUACUAGCACUGUCCCGGGAUUUCCGUCGUAUGAUGGAACCAUUCACAGCCAGUUCGCUGCGGGAACGUAAAGUGAACAAGGUGAAGGAUUUUGUGCAUUUGUCCGGUUUCUUCCACGUAUCGCAUAUGUGCUUGUUUUCACUUUCGCCGCAAACCCUUUCGCUGAAGAUCAUGCGAAUGCCAAAGGGACCAACGCUGACGUUCAGGGUUACAAAAUACACCCUUGCUAGGGAUGUGAUAAGCCUAAGUAAGAAACAGUUUGUUGAUGAAGAAAGCUUCCAGACGGCACCCCUUGUAAUUUUGAACAGUUUUAGUGGCGAAGGAAGACACCUUAAGCUUAUGGCAUCUACUUUUCAAAAUAUGUUUCCGCCAAUUAAUCUAUCCACUGUAAAACUAUCUUCGCUGAAAAGGUGCGUGCUACUAUCAUACAACCCAGUGUCCAAACUGAUCGAUCUCCGUCACUACUCGGUUACCGUAGUGCCUGUUAACUUGAAUAAAGGCGUAAAGAAGGUUGUAACCCGUAACAUACCCAACAUGUCGAAAUUCGACGAUAUUGCCGAUUUCGUCGAGAAGGGUCAUCUCCUUUCGGAUUCGGAGUUCGAUGACGAGGAAGCGCACGUCGUGCUGCCGCAGAACUUGCGACGCGGUAACCUUGCGGACAAUAAGUCUUCGCUCAGGCUACACGAAAUCGGGCCACGUAUUACUAUGCGGCUGAUGAAGAUCGAGGAGGAUUUGCUGACUGGGGAGGUUUUGUAUCACGAUUAUAUUCAAAAGAACGCGUUGGAGGUUGAGGAACUUCGCAAGAAACGAGCCGCUCAGAAGCGCCUCAAAGAGCAACGCAAGCAGAAACAGGAGGAAAAUAAGAAGAAGAAGGAAGCGGAAAAGCUUGAGCACAAGGCCAAGACUUCGGGCGGAAAGCUAGACGAUCGGGAUCGAGCGCUGCUCAAGGACGCAGAGGAAGCAAUUGGGGAGGUAUCGGACGAAGACGAUACACAAUACUAUGAAGAAGCGGUAGGCGAGGCACCGGAUAAGGAACUGUUCCAGGGACAAUGCCGCAACAGGAAGAGACCUUUCAUCCCGAGGGGAGCGAACUAUUCCCUGAAACCGAAGAAGCCUAAGCUGGAUAAGAGAAAAGAAUUCGAGGAAGAUGACAGAGAGGCACAACGUGGGGCCCGAGCGAAAGGGAAAGGGAAAAAUUUCAACGAAACUAAGGGAAAAGCUAAAAAGGGUGGACAGUUUUCGGGGAAGAAAAUUGGUGGAUCUUAUAAAGGGAAGGCCAAUUAUAGUGGCAAAAAAGGUUCAUUUGAGGGCAAAGGCAAAUUUAAAAGGGGUAAAAAGAAGUAGCUUGUUAUAAAUGCAAUAAAAUGCAUAGCAUUAUGCAUGUAGUAUUUU
Toxorhynchites rutilus septentrionalis is the source of this 1631-nucleotide messenger RNA. It is a transcript of the gene ppan, whose product is annotated as protein Peter pan. NCBI's taxonomy places the organism in Eukaryota, Metazoa, Arthropoda, Insecta, Diptera, Culicidae. Bases 108 to 1583 code for a protein of 491 amino acids. The record is from RefSeq and is a predicted model, not a curated record. The transcript has 3 exons. Gene Ontology annotation, molecular function: rRNA binding. Gene Ontology annotation, biological process: ribosomal large subunit assembly; rRNA processing. Gene Ontology annotation, cellular component: preribosome, large subunit precursor.